CUCGUCUAGCGUGAAAGAUGUCGGCAGUGACGGAAUCGUAGAAAAAACGCGACUUCUUCCAUCAGCAGCGGAUGGUAUUUCAAGAGAUCUAGAGUGUUUAAAACAGAAAAUUUCGAUUGCUGUUGCAUUGUGCAAAGUGAUUUUCGUGAUUCAGGGCGAGGUUUGCGCUUCAAUUGCCCACUUUAAUGUGAUUUUUGGUGUCCAACGGCGGUGGAGUUUGGUGGAAAAUUGGGCUGCAUUCGUGCGGAAGCCAAAUGAAAAUGGUGCUCUCUUUAUAAAGCUUGAAAAAGUUCGAAAAGUGAAGCUGUCCUAGCAGUUGCUUGACAAAUGUGUACAGCGAAGGCUGGCUGUGUCGUCGUAUUAUUCGUUAGUGAGCGUGUAUUCUAGUGAGAAUCGUCCCGAGGGCACAAUCAUUCUGUAGUUUUUUUUUUUGUUGAGGCCGACUAACGGGAGCUGCACUGGAAGGAUAUCUACUAUCAAAUGAAUGUGUCUACUUCAAAAUUGUAUCCCUUCGUGCGCCUGUGACUGAGGUCAGCCCAUAUCCUGAGGUAGAGAGCGAAUAAUCAGCGUCGAUUGCAUUCCCAUCCCACCAGGACACGAGACACAACACAGCAGGAUGCAACGUGCGUUUGCCUUAUCAGCCGCAAGCAGAGCCGGUGUUUAUGACGGGAAGAUAGCUGGCCUAUACGACCUCGAGGAAACGCUCGGCUCUGGACAUUUUGCCGUUGUGAAGCUUGCCCGCCAUGUUUUUACCGGCGAAAAAGUAGCCGUGAAGGUGAUUGAGAAGACCAAGCUGGAUGACAUUUCGCGGGCACAUCUGUUCCAGGAAGUACGUUGCAUGAAAUUGGUUCAACAUCCCAACGUGGUACGAUUGUACGAAGUCAUUGACACGCAGACCAAGCUGUAUCUUAUUCUUGAGCUUGGCGAUGGCGGCGAUCUCUACGAUUACAUCAUGCGCCACGACAAAGGGCUGUCGGAAAACGUCGCCAAGGAAUACUUUCGGCAGAUUGUGCGGGCUAUUUCCUACUGCCACGAGUUGCAUGUAGUGCACAGGGAUUUAAAGCCGGAAAAUGUAGUAUUUUUCGAAAAACUAGGUGUAGUGAAAUUGACCGAUUUUGGCUUUAGUAAUAAGUUCUGCCCCGGGCAGAAACUUGAGACAUCCUGUGGAAGCUUAGCGUAUUCAGCACCGGAGAUCUUGCUAGGAGAUUCCUAUGAUGCUCCGGCGGUUGAUGUAUGGUCCUUGGGGGUGAUUCUGUUUAUGCUCGUGUGCGGCCAUCCACCUUUCCAGGAAGCAAAUGACUCAGAAACGCUUACGAUGAUCAUGGACUGCAAAUACACCAUGCCGGAACACGUGUCCGCUGGCUGUAGGAGGCUUAUCGGUGCUAUGCUCGUACGGGAACCGGAAAAGCGCGCCACCUUGCAAAAGAUUGCACAGGAUACCUGGCUGAUGGAAGGUAGCACUGAGGAAACGCCCGAGUACCUGCCUCUGGUGAGCCGAGAACAAGUCAGCGAGGAGGACCAUUCGUUGAUUAUUCAAAAAAUGAUCAACGGCAAAAUCGCUACCAAAGAGGAAAUUUUAGAGGCUCUAGAUCGUAAUGAAUAUAAUCAUAUAACGGCGACCUAUUUUCUGUUGGCAGAGCGAAAAUUACGCGCCCACCGGCAGGAAGAGGCGCAAAAACGGAAACCGGAGCUCACACUGCCGGUAUCCAAUUCAACAAGACUGCAAACUUUCAAGAAGGAUUCGAAAGACAACACGAAGGAGGACAAUUUUCUGCCAUCGAAGCUGGGCAUGCAUCUCAGUGUGCCGCGGACGCCUUGCGCCGAAACGGGACAGAUCGGUCGCAACCGCAAAUGCAGUAUUGUGCAGGAGGAGGAAGACGACGAGGAUGAUGUUACUGGUGCUGGCCACGAGGAGUUAUCUGCGCCGUUGAACCGUCGAGGAUCGCGAUCGGAGGGUCGCAUUAACAUUACCGUUCAGGAUCGAAUAGCCGAAUCGGAGCGGUUGAAGCUGGAGGCUGAAAAGCAAACAGAAGCCAUAGAAAAAUACGAACACCAACAGCAGCAGCAGCAGCAGCAGUUAGAGGCGAAGGAAAAUUCUACCGCACUGCUGGGGGGAAUCGUUGGUAUUGGCAACGUUACGUUGAUAACAAGUGAAAACAGUUGUACCAAAGAUAGACUAGGAAUCGCUGGUGGUGGACUGCAACGGAAGGUGCCGCCGGAAAUCAAACGAACCGGUGUGAAUUUUACCAAAAAGACUUCCAUCCUAAAACCAAACUUAGCUAAAAUAGGUGAUGGAAAUUUUAGAGCAAAUUCGUUCGACAAGUGUGUUGCCAGCAUAAAAGACGUCGAGCUGGUGAACACGAAAAUUCUUACGGAUAGCUCAACAAUAACUAUUCCAAUUCCAAGCCUAAACAUUGUUACCACUUCUAAUAUACCCAAGUACAAGACGAUGCCCUCGCCCACUAGAGCUAACACUAUUCUAAAUAACACGACAAAUUGUUUGAACGAAAUCUUCGAAGAGGGUACCGAUGUUGGCAGUUCUGAUAGUACAACAACUACACCGCGACCGGUAGUUCGGAACCAGUUUAAUGUUCGAAACCAAAAUCAAGGCAGUGGCACUGGCAACAAUGCACAUCGGCGGACCAAAUUCAACAAAUCUCGAACUGCAUCGUGCAGCAGUUCGGAUGCUUCGGACGAUGAUUCCGAAAACAGAAAAAAGAGAGCUCAUAAGAUUGUCGAUUCUGCGGUGAAGCCACUGACGCAACGGCGUGAUUCUCACGACGAUUCCAGUGAUUCGCAGGAUCCAGGAAAUGCGGCUGCUCCGUCCGGAACGGCAACAGUUCGAGUUAUUAUGAGUGGCGCUAACACCGAUAGCAGCACAACUACCAGCAACGGUAACAGCAAUCAACCUUCUUCAGAGAAGCGAACCAACGGUGGAAACAGGCAGAAAUCCUCCCAACAGGUUGAUUUCAGGCGACAUCGAGGGCGAAGGAGACCCGUAGAAACUCGUCUUCGCGAAAGUCAGUCGCUGAAUCGAAUAACAGAGGUACAGGAAUCGGAAACAUCGCAUUCCGCUGCUGUACAGGCUGCUGCGGCAGCCGUUGGUGCCAUAUCGACCGUGCCAAGUGACGCUAGUGAAAAAUGCAGUCAAAAUACCGACAUGAAUGAAGCUUUGCUUGAUCAUAUUUGUAGCAAUAACCUUCCAUUGGAUGUGAACAGCAUCGAUUGUGCGAGCAGUCAGACCAGCAAUAGCAAUACCACAAGUACCCCCGGCGGAGGCAGUAAUAGUAGCAGUAACACGAACCCUACGAAACCAAAGGGUUUCAGCGCGCGAAUAUUUCACACGUUCAAAAAGCAACAACCGUCAUCGAACAGUUCCACGCCCAGCGUCGAUGCACUGCCGGUGGAUGCGAAAAAUGGAAUGACAGCUGCUGCUGCUGCCAGCGACGAUAUCGAGAUCGUGGUCGAACUGGCAAAAGCGCUCAACGGAACCGAAAGCAACAGUAAGAGUACGAAGAAGAUCAAAAUUCUUGGCAGGUAUUUUCAGGUUCACAAAAAAAUCUACGUUCCGCUGUCCGGCUUGUUCCAGCGGGGUCGUCUCUACAAGGCCCAGUCCUGCGGUUCGAUUGUGCGCGAUAAGGUGAACGUGAACCCGAGCGGAGCUGGCGGCCGUGGAUCGGCCAACUCGAAUGCUCGUCAUUCGACCGUAUUCAACGAGAAGAAUCGUUUCAUUAAAAACUGUUUGACCGGUUCUCGGCUGCUUGGCAGUGAUGGUGACAUCAAUCACAACGGAAACAGUUUUAUCACAUUGCCGUCCGGCGGUGCCAGUGGUACCAUGACCAAUGGCACUGUAUCGCCAGCUGAGCUGGUGAUGGCCGGUGCCGCUGCCGCUGGUCCAGCUAGCCCGUGUGGGCUGGCAGCCGCUUCCACCGGAACGCCUGCAUCAGUGCCAAUCAAAACCGCGUAGUGGUAGAUAUCGGCGCAUGGCAAGUGGCGUGAUAGCACUAAGUCAGCCGUUGUUUAGCGAAUAUAUAGUACAUGUAUUAGUUUGAAGCAGCUUACUGUCGAGGUAGUUGCGUUCUUAUUUUGGUACUAGUUUAGAUCUGGACUCAAUGUUCCUUAUGUGUGUAGUUCACAACUGUCAUUCAAAUUAUCCGCCAGGGCGGAAGCCAUUAUUUAAAACUUAAACAUUUCGCUCCAUGUGAAGCUAGAUUUUCGUAAUAUGGCCGUCGUUAUCCCGAAUACAGCUAAAGUGCACCAAAGAGAUCUCGACUGCUAACUCAACUAUGUAGGUACAUCUAGAAAUAAAUCAUAACAUCACCUUUUUAGCUUCAUCCCGCUCCCGGCACUAAUAAACAUCGAUAAUAAACCAUAUAUUCUCUAAAUGUACGGGAAUUGAACACGGUUAACGUGUUGAUUGAAUUUUUUUGUGCAAUAAUUAUAUGAGCUUCUAGGUUUCUUGUGUAAAUUUGAAGAGAGCAAAUCUAUUAAUCGUGACAAUUUUUACUCCUUUUGUGUUGAUAGAAUGCAUAUAAUUAUCGGUUAAUAUUCUUAUACUUUUUUUUUCGAAUAGCAAAUCUGUCCGCUCUAGUUACUUUUAAGCAACAAUUUAUGUAACCGAUCUGUUGAGGGCACCGUAGUGAUGUUUUGAAUACUGGAAGAAAGUCUCAGACUCUACCUACUUUGUAUGUGCUGUGCACAGGACUCUAAACACAAGCGAUUGCAAGUAAACCAAACAAAUAAUGCAAAAUGAAGCAAAUAGCGAUCGAGAAGAAAAUAAACAAUGUUCGAUUUGGUGGUGUCCGGUUUGCUUUUCAUCUUGCAGUAGAUCUUAGUUAGAUAUUACAAAAUACACAUAUGAGAAAAGAAAAUGUUGCCAAUAUUCCUUCCCGCCCCUGUUUUCCCCCUCUUAUUUGUACGUAUCCUUAUGUAUUUGAGAGCAAACUAAGCUACCUUAAAUGGCGUAAACGUUCUAGGACAAACUUAUAUAGGGCACAACAGAUGAAAAUACAAGUUACUACGACUGGGUGCAGAAGCUGUAAUACUUUUAGCACAUAGGUUACCUCUCACUGGCUAGCAAAACAAGCGCAUCUUUCAUCUCAUUUCCCAUACGUCUUUCGCUAGAAAAAGAAGCUUCGUGUUUUUAUACUGCCUUGUCGACCGACACUUCCUGAACUGCAUCAACAUCAAUUCAAACAAUCAAUUCAAACAAUCAAUUCAAACCUAUCAGUUCUAACUCGCAAAAAGUGCUAAAAUUUAAAACUCAAAAAAUGGCAUGUUUUGUAAUUUAGAAUAUUCUGUAUUGUUGAAAUAAUUCGAAAAAAAAAGAAAACGGUUUCCGUGACGUCAAUUUACGGGUCAAGUACACAGCGUCUCCAUAGAUUUUGUUGAAAAGGGGACGUAUAAUAAUUUUUACCUUUCUCUAAUUUUCUACAGUAUUUUGAAUCGAAUUUUUCUCUUUGAUGAUGAAAUGCCAGAAACGAUACAUGCAGUGAAAUAUAAUAUAAUAUUCAUACGAACCUUUAUAAAAUGAAUGGUGAUCUAUACAAAAAAUCCUUAGUUUGGUUCCUUUUCGUUAAUUUUUCCUAGCGUUAGACAGCCCACAGCCCAGCACCAGAACGUUGCAGAUUUCAUUGCAUGAAACAGAAAAGAAACAAAAUAAAAAAAAAAACAAAAAAGAAACAUUAGCAAAGCACUCGAAUUAAUCUCUGUGUUUGUACGAGGGGUGGCAUAACUAAACAUAGAUUAGAAAAUCUUAAGGUAUUGAUAAACUAACAGUAAUUGGAAAUAUUAUGUAAUAACUAUAUGAAGUAACAGGGGGUGAACUACUGAGAAACAAGCUGGACUUGUCGAGAAGUUAUAUAUUUAAAGGGAAAAGCAGAUAAAUCAUUUGUUUAAUAUUUAACUUUAUAUUUCGCGCAUUUUACUUUUUAAGAUGAAUUUACACAUUGAUAUGAAUUUGCAAUGUAAGUGAAUUAGACACAAACAAAAACAUGCUAGUGAAAUUGUUCAUCUAUUUCUUGACUGUCAUAAUGUCGAAGGGUCAAACAUCAACCAUCCUACAUACAUACAACGCAAUCCUAUUUAUACAACAAACCAGAGGAAACAUUCUUGCAUAAAAUAUUCUUUAAACCUAUUCUAAGGCAGUCUGUUACAAAUCCUAACGAGUGUUCCUUUCGUUCGAAUUAUCGCCUACACAUUAGAUUUAAAGUAACAAAAAAAAAAAACAAACUUCAUUUGAUUCCAAACUAAAAAAGUGUAACCCCGGCGAAAAAAACUCCAAAACUAUCUACCACACUAUCUCCUAUCCGAGUUACUUCCUUCCUUCGAACUCUACCGUUACGAAAAUUUAUUCAUUCUAUCUACACCUACGCAACCACCACUAAAAGAUACAAAGUCUACUAGAACAAGCAAACAGAGAUCAUGGACAUAACACGCAUGCAUAGUUUCUAGGCUACACGACACAAUAGAUGUUCUAAUUGGGUAGUGAAUAUAGUCUAUAUCCAGCGAUGGAACGGUUUAGAAAAAAAUACCCUUUGCAUAAAAUAGAAUUUGAACACGAAACCACCAUUCAACCCGUUCGUAAAGUAAAUGCUACCACAAACUCAUCUCACACCUGCAAAAUACACCGAUUUAACAUGCGCUCGUAAAAACAAUUGCAAGUACAUAGCAAAUACCCUCAGAAACAAAGCUAACUUUUGGCAACAACAUACGCAAUAGAUGAAAAUGAACAAGCUGUCGAAUAUAUCAGCAAAAAUAAAA
Wyeomyia smithii (pitcher-plant mosquito) is the source of this 6762-nucleotide messenger RNA. RefSeq names its product SNF-related serine/threonine-protein kinase (gene Snrk). Gene Ontology annotation, biological process: microtubule cytoskeleton organization; protein phosphorylation; intracellular signal transduction. Gene Ontology annotation, molecular function: ATP binding; tau-protein kinase activity; protein serine/threonine kinase activity. The record is from RefSeq and is a predicted model, not a curated record. The coding region runs from base 617 to 3967 and encodes 1116 amino acids. Gene Ontology annotation, cellular component: cytoplasm. Lineage: Eukaryota; Metazoa; Arthropoda; Insecta; Diptera; Culicidae. The transcript is spliced from 11 exons.